GCAUAUAAAUGUAUAUAAAUAGUAAUUGUUCAAUAAAUUGAUAUAUAUUCUGUGCAAGCAAUAGUACUGAGACAAUGCAAUAACACGCUUCGUCUUCUUUCAGUUCUACAGCUGUGGAUGAGAAGACCUCUCAUUUUUAUGUUGAAAGAUAUUCGUGAAACGCAUUUUUAAGAAUGUUCAGGAAAAUGCCGCCGAGAAGAGCAAGUCACUCGGGUAGUUGGUACACGAAGAACGCAUUUGAUUUAAAUAAAGAGCUGGGAGAUUGGUUAAAUGCUGCUGAUUUAUCUCAUGGACCAGCCAGAGCAAUUAUAUCACCCCAUGCUGGUUACAGUUACUGUGGAGCUUGUGCCGCAUAUGCAUAUCGUCAAAUCAGUCCAGUUGCAGUACUUGCUGUUAUGCAGCCGCAAGAUAUUCAUUUUAGGCCCGUCCCACCACGGAGCAUCACGCUGUUCUCUGACAUUGGCUACCACCUACAAGACUCCAUUGUACGACCUGAAAAUCGACGCACAAGUCUGUCAAGAAUUGAUAUAUACUGAAAAAUUUAACUGGUUGAGCAUGGACAAGGACGAGGAGGAACACAGUAUUGAAAUGCAGCUUCCUUACAUAGCUAAAGUUAUGGAAGGUUAUCAGGAUUCAUUCACCAUUAUUCCUAUUCUUAUUGGAUCUCUUACACCUGCUGAAGAGGCUGAAUAUGGAAAAAUUUUGGCACCCUACAUGGCUAAUCCUCAAAACUUAUUUGUCAUUUCUUCUGACUUCUGCCAUUGGGGACAACGGUUUCGAUAUACUUACUACGAUAAAUCUUAUGGUCCUAUUUAUAACUCUAUUAAAAAUCUCGACCAAAUGGGAAUGGAUAUAAUUGAAAAGUUAACACCCUCGUUAUUCACUGAAUAUUUAAAGAAAUAUGAAAAUACCAUUUGUGGUAGACAUCCAAUAGGAAUAUUACUACAGACAAUACAAAGCAUUAAAAAUAGUGGCAAUGCCCAACGAAUGACACUUAAAUUCCUUAAAUAUGCUCAAAGCAGUCAAUGCAAUAAUAUGAAUGAUAGUUCUGUUAGCUAUGCAAGUGCUUCAUUAGUGAUUGAGUGAUCAAUUGAGAAGAUCAAUUUAAUCCCACCGUUAAACGAUCGAUACGAUAUUUACGCGUAAAUGUUAUGUAUAGGUAAAAAAAUUAAAAUGAUACAAAUAAUAGAGCUAAAAGAGGCAGAAAUUAAAAUCGUAACGUAUUUUUUAGUACAUGCAAUCUUAGGUGUUAUUUUUAGGCACAAAAUUGUUUAGGCACAGUUUGAGGAAAUCGUCUUUUUUAAAUGGUACUCAUGCACGAUAUCAUACUUAUAUACACAUACUUAAUGCAAUUAUUAAACCUAUAAUUAUUUUCGUAUAAAGACAUACUUUAUAUUUUCUAAAGUACAAAAAUACAUCGAAAUGUGCAAAAUGAAACAGGAGAAUUGAAAAACCUAAUUGUAAAUUAAAGACUGACUUGUCAUUUAUGUUUAGUGCAUAGA
Molecule: messenger RNA, 1502 nt
Organism: Ceratosolen solmsi marchali
Lineage: Eukaryota; Metazoa; Arthropoda; Insecta; Hymenoptera; Agaonidae
Product: protein MEMO1
Exons: 8
Coding region: 271-1086 (271 amino acids)
Source: RefSeq, a predicted model, not a curated record